Messenger RNA from Cygnus olor (mute swan), 971 nucleotides. It is a transcript of the gene METTL23, whose product is annotated as methyltransferase like 23. Bases 1 to 798 code for a protein of 265 amino acids. The transcript has 6 exons. NCBI's taxonomy places the organism in Eukaryota, Metazoa, Chordata, Aves, Anseriformes, Anatidae. The record is from RefSeq and is a predicted model, not a curated record. Gene Ontology annotation, cellular component: nucleus; cytoplasm.
AUGGCGGCGGCGGCUGGGGGGGCCAGCUCGGCGGCGCUCCGCGUGACGCAGCGGCCGGGCAAAGCUGUCAUUGGCCACCGGGGCCCGCUGCUGCGACGUGGCAGCGUGCGAUUGGGCGAGGCCACGGCGGAGCCGCGGCGGUUCCGGUUCGCGGAGGCGGGGGGCGGGCGGCGGGAGGCGCUGACGCUGCGCGUCCCCGAGGUGCCCGACCGCCGCUACGGCCUCUACGUCUGGCCCUGCGCCGCCGUGCUGGCGCAGUUCGUCUGGUCCCGGCGGGGAGCGCUGCCCGGCCGCAGGGUGCUCGAGCUCGGAGCAGGCAUGAGCCUGCCCGGAAUGGUGGCCGCCAAGUGCGGGGCCGAGGUGCUGCUGUCGGACAGCGAAGAGCUGCCUCAGUGCCUGGAGAACUGCCGGCGGAGCUGCCUGAUGAACGACCUACCCCACGUACCCGUUAUAGGCAUCACCUGGGGGAGGAUGUCUCCGGAGCUGCUCUCUCUUCCUCCCGUAGAUAUUAUUUUAGGGUCUGAUGUCUUUUUUGACCCCAAAGAUUUUGAAGAUAUUUUAACCACGGUUUACUUCUUACUGGAAAAGAAUCCACAAGCCCAGUUCUGGACUACUUAUCAAGUCCGAAGUGCUGACUGGUCUAUCGAGGCUUUGCUCUACAAAUGGAAGCUGAAGAACACCCCCGUUCCGUUACAUUCCUUCAGUGCGGACAAAGAGCACCUGGCCGGCUCUUCUCUACCAGGCAGACAUACAAUUGAAAUGAUGAUCAUCUCACUAGCAAGAUCAGACGGUACUUAAGUUUAUUCCACUUGUUGGUUCCAAUACAAGGUGAUACUCAACUUUUACUUUAGCAUGGAUCUGCGGAGAACAGUCUGAUUUACAGCAAACCUCAUGCGUAUUUUUUGGGAAGCAGACCCCCUUAGCAGUACUUAAAACAUGCAUUGUAAAAAUAAAGCUGUUCAUUUGUUUAA